Messenger RNA from Coprinopsis cinerea okayama7#130, 1509 nucleotides. RefSeq lists its product as hypothetical. The coding region runs from base 1 to 1509 and encodes 502 amino acids. The transcript is spliced from 8 exons. NCBI's taxonomy places the organism in Eukaryota, Fungi, Basidiomycota, Agaricomycetes, Agaricales, Psathyrellaceae. The record is from RefSeq and is a predicted model, not a curated record.
AUGCCCGAACGUGAACGUCCGUCAAGUCCCCUCUCACUCAUUGACGACGAAGAAUUCGACAACCCCGACACCUACAAGCUUGUGGACGAGGCCACCGAUUCGGAUAUCCUCAACCCACCCCGCUUUGGCGUCUUACAACCCUCUCAACUACCGCAUCGUAACGGCAAGAGGGCCUCGAAAAAGAGGCAAUACAGCGAGUUAGAGCAGAUUGCUCUCCGCCCGGUCCCGCGGAAGCCACCCACGAGAUCGGACAAGUUGGUUCACCACGGACGUCACUACUGUCGAACUAUCUACGCUUUUUCCAACGUCCAUGGGGUCAUUACGCACGGCUUGACCGUAGAAAACAGCGGAAAGCGACCCGAUACCCAGCAACAGCGGCGCGCUCAUCGUGUGUAUCUCAAGCUCCUCAACCUCGUCCCCGGCCUAUCCGAUCGUCUAGCCAACGCAGACGACGAGGAUCUGAAUACUAUCGCCCGACAUUUGCAGAAAGGUGCCAAUCAGGCUCGUUCUGACGACACCAAGGGUCUCAGAACUGUCAUAAUUGAUUGGUUGGCCCCUCCUGACGAGCCGUUACAACCCUCUCUAUCGCGCACGGUCAAGGUCGACAGGGGUUUCAAUCACGACCGUACCGGCGAGCUUCUUUGCCCGCCGCAUAUCAACUGGUCAAACCCCAAGAUCAGAGAGCAGCUUCGCAACAAGUCUCUGGUUGUGUCUGGGAGCGAUCUCCCCUCUUUCCUUUGGGAAGAUGGUAUGUAUGACGGAAAGGAUAUCUGGAAAGGGUUCUUCCGAAACCCCAUUCUUGUGAAGGCAUAUAAACAUAUCUUUACAUCACCGAGCUCAGUCGAUGACGCGCCCAAGGCCACGCGUUCCGGUAAUGCGCGAAUCCAUGGGAUGACAGCAGCUACGGCUCCAUCACUAGCAUACGUUGCUGUGCAGGUUCGUUUCGCACUGUCCUCAGAGACCACGUUCGUCCGCUCGGAGGGAGAAAGCGAAAGCGAGAAGUUCUACGAGACCCUUCUCGAUAUCUUCGAGGACGUUCAUGCACAGCACAAGGUCGUCGAGGUAUUGAGUUGGUACAAUCAGCAAGUGUUUCCCGCGUUCACAAACUCGAAGCGCAUCGUCUCCGAAGACAGCCCGUACGCUCUAUUCAAAGCCUAUAGCCAAUCGGUCAAGGAUGCCAAAGCGCAGAAGAAAAAUCCCAAGCCGUCUAACCUUAACCGUGCUCGUCGCCAGCAGCCUGUCGCUUCGUCGUCGAGGGUGUUGUUGGACACUGUUCAGGAGGAGGAGGAGAUGGAAGGAGAAGGUGGCGGAGACGGUGAUGAAGGUGACGAGGAGAAUCGGGAGCCUGCCCAGCAGACAAGGUUCAAGAGGCAGAAGCGACCCCAUCCUGACAACGGCGCAGUCGCCACCCCAAAAAGGACUUCUGAGGCUGUUCCGACUGCUAUCUUCACAGGGAGGAUCACUCGCUCAGCCGCAAGACAGGCGCUCGGGCCUGGGCUAUCAUUCUGA